Paramecium sonneborni is the source of this 12635-nucleotide messenger RNA. The record is from the annotation of a GenBank genome assembly. Lineage: Eukaryota; Ciliophora; Oligohymenophorea; Peniculida; Parameciidae.
AUGUAUUAUUAUUGGUUGUUUGGUCUCAUAAAUUUGAUUCCUAUUGUAUGUUCCUAAUGCUCUUCAAAUUAAUAUGAUGAUGGAUUAGGUUAAUGUUUAGCUUGUCUACCCUAAUGUGAAAGUUGUAGUAAUGGAACAACUUGUGAUACUUGUAAUUAGGGAUAUUUUAAAUAAGCAAGUGAUUGUUUGAUUUGUGAUGGAAAUUGUAAAGAAUGUUCAGGAAAUUCAAUCACUUGUACUAAUUGUGAUACUUCAUAAAGUCUUUAUUUAAAUUAAGACUCAAAUACUUGCAUUUUAUGUGAUCCUCCAAAAUAUAAAGACUCAAUAAAUUGUGUAGACACAUGUCCUGUAUAUAUUAAUCCAGAUGACUAAACUUGUGUUACGACUUGUAUUACUGGUUGUUUAACUUGUUAAACAGAUUAUAAUUUUUGUUUGACUUGUGACAUCAAUCUCUAUUUAAAUACAGCUACAAAUAAAUGCGAAAAUAUUUGUGAUGUUAAUUGUGCAACUUGUUAAACAACUACAACAGAUUGCUUAACUUGCUCUAUUGGAUCAUACUUAGAUAAUAUUACAUAGGUAAAUGGAAUUUGUAUUAAAUGUAAUGAACCAUGUUCUGUUUGUUAGUCUCCAUCAAAUAUAGAAAUUUGCAUUGAUUGUUCAGUAAGUUAUUAUUUAGAUGGAUCAAAUUAAUGUUAAUCCUGUGAUCCAAGUUGUUAUGAAUGUUCAGGUUCAUUGGAUAUUGAAUGUACUUAGUGCAGUCUAGGAAAUUAUUUAUUAACAAGUGGAUCAGAUAAAACUUGUUAAUAAUGUGUUUUUCCAUGUCAAUAUUGUUAAUCAGAUACUAUUUGUGAUAGUUGUGAGUCUCAAUAUUUUUUGAAUGGAACAACUUGUGAUCCAUGUACUGCUCCUUGUUUUGAUUGUGAAACUUCAGCAACUAAUUGUAAAAAUUGUUUACCUGCUGAUAAUCGAGAGUUAAACAAUAAUUCAUGUAUUUGCAAACCAAACUUUUUUGAUUAAAAUAAUGGCAUUUUUGAAUGUUUACCAUGUGAUGGUAACUGUAAAACUUGUGUAGAUUCUGCUACUAAAUGCACGAGUUGUUAUGAUAAAUUUUAUUUAAAUUCAGAUACAUGUUUACCUUGUCAUUGGAAUUGUUUAACAUGUGAAACAUCAGAUACUCAUUGUUUAUCAUGUGAUGUAGAUACCAAUUUAAGAACCUUAACUAAUAAUUAAUGUGUUUGUAGUGCUGGUAAGUACUAUUCUGAUACUCAACAAAUUUGUACAUAAUGUGUAGAGCCAUGUCUUGAUUGUUAAAGUGGAAAGGAUUCAGGUGGAAAUGAUUGUAAUGGAACUUAAUGUACUUCUUGUAUAGCUUCAUACAAUAGAAUUUUAAAUGGAUCAAAUACUUGUAUUUGUAAAUAAGGUUUUUUUGAUGCAGGAGUUUUAGCUUGUUAACCUUGUGCAUCAUAUUGCGUUUCAUGUAUAACAAGUGAUAUAGAUUGCGAUAUUUGUUAACCUAAUUCUAAUAGAGAUAAUACUUAGAAAUGUAAAUGUCUUGAUGGAUAUUUUGGAUCAAAUAUUGUAUGUUAAGCAUGUUAAUCUCCAUGUUUAACAUGUGAAAUUACAAAUACUAGAUGUUUAUCAUGUGUAACUGGUUUAAAUAGAGUUUUAAAUAUUAAUGUUUGUGAUUGUGCUCCAGGAUAUUUUGAAACCUAAACAACUCCAAAAGUUUGUUAACCUUGCACAUCUCCUUGUGCUACUUGUAAACUUUUACCUACUUCAUGUUAUAGUUGUGUAAUUAAAUAUUAUUAGCCAACUGGUUAAUUAAGAUGUAAUCCAUGUGCUGUUCCUUGUGAAGAAUGUGCUCCUAAUGAUGGUACAAAAUGUACUACAUGUUUACCUACAUAAAACAGAGAAGUUUCAAAUUAAGUCUGUGUUUGUAAAGUGGAUUAUUACUAACUUGAUAAUACUAAUCCUUGUAUUAAAUGUAUUGAACCUUGUUAUAGAUGUGAAAAUAAUGGAGAUGGAACUCAAUGUGUUUAAUGCAAAGCAGGAGAUAACAGAAAUGUUGAUAGUAAUAAAUAGUGUCAAUGCAAUGAAAAUUACUAUUAAUAAUUAUCAUCAUUUACAUGUUUGAGUUGUGUUACCCCUUGUUUAGAAUGUUUAGAUGAUGCUGUUGGAAUUCCUGCAGAUGGUACUUAAUGUGUUACUUGUUAAACUGGACUCAAUAGAAUAAUUGAUUUAGGUAUUAACAAAUGUCCAUGCUAAGAUGGGUAUUAUGAAACAACUGGAGUUUUAGCUUGUACUUAAUGUACAUCUCCUUGUUUUGAAUGUACUGAUAAUGGAAAUGGAACUCAAUGUACAUCUUGUGUUUCUGGAUUAUUUCGAAUAGUUGAUUCAUAAAUCUGUAUUUGUCAAGAUGGAUAUUAUUAAGUUGGAACUAAUCUCAUCUGUAGUAUAUGUAAUUACACUUGUCAAAAAUGUUAUAAUGUAGAUACUGAAUGUCAUGUAUGUGAUUCUCUUAAACAUCGUAUUCCUAUUGGCUUUACUUGUAUUUGUUAAGAUAAUUAUUAUGAUAAUAUGACCAAUGAUUAAGAUUGUAAACCUUGUACUUAUCCUUGUGAAUAAUGUCACACCAAUAUAAAUGGAACUAAAUGUAAAACUUGUCUUCCAGGAUUAAAUAGACAUUAUUCUAAUUUUUAAUGUAUUUGUGAUGAUGGAUAUUUUGAAGAUAAUGGACUUUGUAUUAAGUGUAAUUAAACAUGCUUAACAUGUAACAAUUCAUAUUCAUGUUUAUCAUGUGACACCACUAAAUAUGAUUCAGUUUCAUUUAGAAAUGGUUUAGCUUGUCUAUGUAAACAAGGUUUUUAAAUGAAUUCAUUAGGUUAAUGUAUUCAGUAAUGUCCAAUGGACUGUUCAACUUGUAAUCUAAACACUUGUCUAUCAUGUAGUAAUAAUAGAGUUUUAUUAAAUGGAAGAUGUGUCUGUCCUUUAAAUGAUAAUACUAAAAUCUGUAGAACAUCUUGUGAAGAUAUUAAUUUUGGUAAAUUAGCCACAUCAUUAUCAUCUCCAAUUUCUAAUAUUCUACUCCAAAAAUUAAAUGCAAAUUCAUUAACACCUGCUACUAUUGUUUUCGAUAUAGCUCUUGAUUCCACAAUUUCUUGCUCCCUUAAAAGCUCACUCUAAUAAAGCAUUAUUUCAACAGAUAAAAAUAAUUAUGACACAAUUAUAUUCAAAUAAUAAGACAUUUAAAUUAAUCGGUAUCCUUUUGGAGAUUAAGCUUCUUAUUAUAAUUUUUUUAAAGAUAAUGUACGAUAUUUACUCUUUUAAAAAGAUGCUACAAUUUUAAAUUUAAGAAUGCAGUACUAAUUUUCUACACUCGUUGAUGGUGAAAAUAUUCAAAGUAAUACCGUACCUAAAUCUUCACUUAAUUAGUAAAUUAUUACCUUCAAAAUUGAUACUACAUAUUCAGUUGUUUUAGUAUUCACUUAUAAUACUAAUAGUCAUCCUACUAUUUCUACCACAAUAUCAAGUAAUGUCUAUUAAUUAAAUAUUUAAUUUAGCUCUUAAUAAUCUGUCAUUUUAUUAACAGAAUUUUAUGUCAACGGUGCUACCUUUAGUGCCUCAACAAAUACUUAAAUAAUAACUGUUUCUAAUUAUAUUGGCCAAUUAUAUUGGUAAGGUACUGCAUUUGAAUGUAUUCCUCAUCUAAAAAAUGCUCGACAAACUUAUUGGGAAAAUCAUUAAUAUUUACUCGAAUCCAUUCCAACUAAUUUAUUACCUUUAAAAGUUACAGAUGGAACAAAUUAUAUCGAUACUGCAUUUUCAUCUGGUAAAUUCUAAGCAAAUAGUGCUUUAAUAUAAUUAAAUAACUUGGAUAUAAAUUACUAAACUAAAUUUAUUUAGUAUGACAAUACUGGAUUUUCUUAUUUUACAGUUUAAUUUCCUGAUAUUUUAAUAUUUGGAUUAUAAAUGUUACAUUAAUUUACAUUCAAUCAAUUUACAAUCUAACAUUAUAUUACAAGUGGAUACUAAAUUAAUAAUUAAUAACUUACUUACACAAGUAUUUAUGGUUAAUUUAUUGGAUACAUGGUUGAUUUAUAUGGUACAACAUCAGUUAAAACUUUGAUCUUUGGUUAUAAUUAAGGUCAUAAUUUUAACGUAGUUUAAAAUGCUAAUGAUGUUCUUAUAACUGUGACUGGAACUAAUGUAAAAUAAAUAAAUUUUGCAAUUAUGGCUUUUGAUGAUACAAUUAUGAAUAAUUCAUAUUAAACUAUUUUUGAAUAGUUUAUUAAAUUGUUGAUUGUGUCUCUUGAAAUAAGUACUCGAACACCUUUAAGAUUUGUUAAUUAAUAUUGGAAAUUGAAUCCUUUAUCAAUAACUGGUACAUUUGAACCAUUAACUGAGUCAAUAGGAGGAUAUUAGAUUAUAAAAGGGACAAAUGCUAUAAAUAGUAAGUUUCCUUUUGAUCUUUCUCAUAAGAUUAGUACUAAUCUGAAACAAAAUAUUCUAUAUACAAAUGGAUAUUUAGUAAAUGGAGAUAUUGCCUUUGGUAAAUUAACUAAAUACUUUACAUAAGUUGAUAGUAAAUUUACUUUAGGAGCUUAAUUAAACAAUAUUUAAUAUUUGUCUAUUUCAAUGACAUCAACUGAUACAUUUGUAUCUUGUGUUUAAUCAGAAAGUUUGUAUAGAGAUGUAUAUGUAUAUAUAAGUCAAUGUAAAAGAACUGAGUUUUAAAUAUACCAAAUAUUUAUGAUUGAUUUAAAUGAAUAUGAUGGGUCAAUUGUAUUAUCAUAGAGUGAUACUGAAGUAAAAAUAAGUAAUAUUCAAAAAAUCAGAUAAUUAUAUUAUUUAAUGAUGGUAUCUAAAAGUUCCAAUAAUUUGAAUACAAAUUAAAUUGUUUAAGAUAUGUAUUAAGGAAUCUUUAAUUCAAAUGGAUAUUUUGGUUUUGAUUUUCAAUGUUUGGCAUAUAAUGAUGAUUUUUAAUGUGAUACAUAUAGAUCUGGAUAUAAGACAUCAUUUACAAGUGAGUUUGAUUCAACUUAAAAGUUAGUUAGUGAUGUAUAGAAUAUGAAUGGUAAAAAGUGCAAUUAUUUUAAUUUUGAUAAUGCAGUUACAAUUCUGAAAAGUAACAAAAAUACUUUAGAUGCUCAAAUAAGUAGUGAUAUUAUAAAUUCUAUAUUACCAACAGUUUAGGAUUACUAUUAUGAAUAUGAUGCUUUAGAAAUUGGACGAUUGACAUCAUCAGCAUAACCAGAUAAAUAUAUUUUUGCUCCAAAACUUGGAUAAUAAGAAGUGUAAAUGAUUACACCUAGUUUUUUUGGUGCGCAAUCACAAGUUUAUCAAUAUACUAAGAAUAUGAUAUCAGUGACUUUAAUAGAAACAAAUAUUGAUGAGAUUAUUAUUGACAAUAAACUUGCUAAUAAUGAUAGAGGUUAAAUGAAAUCUUUUUUUACUUAUUUCAGUACUUAUGGAAUAGUAUAUCAUUCUUUUUGUGUUAAUACUUUUGAUACAUAAAUAUUUCCAAAUACAUUUGAAUGUUUUCUUAGACCAUUGAAUUCGGAAUUCGAUGAAAUUACUAUGUAAUUAACCCCACCUCUUUAGGAUUUAAAGUAUAACAUCAAUUAGAAAAAUAAUAUACUAUUAGUUUAUAUGGUUUUAGCAGAUUUUGGAUAAUUACCAACAUCAGAAUAAAAAAUAUAAUAAAUUAGUAAGCAAGUAUAUGAAUAAAUUUUAAAUUCAGUAUAAAAUGAUUAAUGUAAAUGUUGGGGUAGAUACAGAUAAAAAGAAAAUAAUUGUAGAUGUUAAGAUGGAUAUUAUCCACCAGCUGAAACUACUUUUGGAUUAUUGGAUUGCACACCCUGUAAUUAUAAAUGUUUAACAUGUUAAUUUACAAGUACAUAAUGUAUUAGUUGUCCUUUAAAUUCAAAUAGAAAAUUAGAUUUAGAUAUAUAUAGUUGUGAAUGUAAGGAAGGUUAUUUGGAAUUAGGAGUAAUAGUUUGUAGUCCAUGUCAUUAUUCUUGUGGAAUUUGUUAGACAUAACCUAAUAAAUGUAUGGAUUGUGAUGUUGAUGAUCAUAGAACAUGGGAUAAUAUAAAUUAUUUAUGUCCUUGUGAUGAUGGAUAUUAUGAUGAUGGAAGUAAUUCAAUUUGUGUAAAAUGUGAUCAUAGUUGUAGUAAAUGUUCUUAAGCAGGUAAAGUUUGUAUAGCAUGUGUUACAUCAGUGUUUAGAACUCAAUAAGCAGAUAAUACAUGUCCAUGUGAUGCUGGAUAUUAUGAUGAUGGUGUAAAUUCUUUAUGUUAACCUUGUGAUUAUACUUGUUAUACAUGUGUAGAUACAGCAACAAAAUGUACUGAUUGUAAAAUAAAUUCACAAAGAACAUUAUCUAAUAAUAAAUGUAAUUGUAAUGAUCACUAUUAUCAUGUGAAUUUAAUAUGGGAUUGUUAAUAAUGUUCAUAAUAUUGUAAUAAUUGUAGUGGACCAGGGAGAAAUGAAUGUGUUGAUUGUUAAGGAAUAUAGAAUAGAAAGAUAGUAGGUACAAUUUGUGAAUGUAAGGAUGGAUUUUUUAAGGAUAGUUUAGAUUCAGCAACCUGUCCAGGUUGUGAUCAUUAAUGUAAAACUUGUAGUAUAAUGAGUAAUUAAUGUUUGAGUUGUGAAUUAACAUAUAAUAGAAAUUAUGAUUCAUUUAAUAAGACAUGUAAUUGUAAGGAGGGAUUUUAUGAUGAUGGUGUAAAUGGAUAAUGUUAGCCAUGUUCAUAUAGAUGUAAAACAUGUUUUGGAGAUGUUAAUAAAUGUACAAGUUGUCCAUUGAAUUCAAAUAGAAGAUAUGAUGCUGUUACAAAUACAUGUAAAUGUUAAUCAUCGUUUUCUGAUGUUGGAGUAGCAAUAUGCAUGAAAUGUCAUGCCAGUUGUUAAGAAUGUCAAAAUACAACAACUAAUUGUAUAUCAUGUAACAUAAACAAAACUUUUAGAAUAGAUAAAAGUACUAUAAAUAAUACAUGUCCUUGUUAAGAUGGCUAUUAUGAUGAUGGAAUGAAUAUGGUUUGUAAGUUAUGUCAUCCUUAAUGUAAUACAUGUUCUACAUUUUCAGUAUGUACUUCAUGUAAUAUAAUAUAUGGAAGAAUUGAUAAAAGUAAUAUCGAUAAAACUUGUCCAUGUAAUGAUGGAUUUUAUGAUGAUAAUAUUAAUAAGCAAUGUUAGACAUGUCAUUAUUCUUGUAAAACAUGUAUAGAAAAGAAUACAAAAUGUGUUACAUGUAAUAUAAUUAGUACCGAAAGAUCUAAAGUUCUAGAUUCUUGUCCUUGUAAUUCAGGAUAUUAUGAUACUGGAUCUGUAACAUGUUCACCUUGUGAUUUCAAAUGUCUCACUUGUAAAUAAACUAGUACUUCAUGUACUUCUUGUCCAACAAGUAGAUAAGGCACAGAUUGUUCAUGUAGAAUUGGAUAUAUUGAAACUGGUGCUAAAGAAUGUUAAGCCUGUUAUUUUAAAUGUGGAUUAUGUACUUUAGCUAAUUUAAAUACAUGUUUAUCAUGUAAUCUAAAUAGAACUAAUCCACCUACUUGUGAAUGUGAUACUGGUUAUUAUGAAUCAAAUAAUCAAUGUUUAUCUUGUCCUAAUAAAUGUUUAUCAUGUGAUACGACUCCUACCUGUUAUAAUUGUAAAGGUGAUCGAUUAAAUAAUCCUAUUUGUAAUUGUCCUGAAGGAUAUUAUGAAGAUGGUAUUUCUAUCAAUUGCACUCUAUGUUAUGGUUUCUGUGCUACAUGUGAUAUUGAUAAAUGUAGCACUUGUUAAGGAAAUAGAAUCUUAUAACCUAAAAAAUGUGAUUGUCCUACUGGUUCUAUUAGUCAUCUUGAUACUCCCUUUUGUUCCAAUUGUUAAGUUGCUGUCAUCUCAGCUUAAUUCACCUCUGAUUUAAGCAUCAUUUAUAUUACUUUCCCUUUUACUGUACAAUUUCCUUCUGUCAAAAAAGUUUCAAAUUCCUAAGCUUGUUAAUUAAUAUUCUAAUCUGCUACUUAUCUCAGUUUAGGAUAAAUUCCACUUUGUUCUAUUGUUCAAGGUAAUACUCUUCAAAUUGAAUUAUCUGAAGGCAGUACUAUCACUACAAAAUUUACUAUUGAUUUUAAAGAUGAUUUUAUUACUAAAACAGGUUGUAGUGAUACUAUCACUUAAUUUAUAUUAACUAGUUUUACCUAUAAUUCAAUAUAAUUAGAUCCUAAAUUUGAUCUCACUUCCUAUACUGAUUAAAUCACCAUUUGUUAAGAUAUUCAAAUCGAUAUUCUCAAUAAAUAUGUUGAUGGAAAAAGAGCUUUCACAGAAGUUGCUUGGACUAUUGUUAAUAUGAAUCCAUCAAUUUAAUCUGUUGCAUAAUAUCUAUCAUAACUUUUAGCAGAAGCCAAUGCUAACAACCAUCAAUCUAUUUUGAUUGCUGCACUCUCACUUAGUGAAUAUGGCACAUAUGUUAUAUAAUUAAAAGCUAAAAAUUUUAGAGGAUAAAUACAUACUGCAUAAACUACUAUAUAAACUGCUUCAUAUGAAGCUCCAAUUGUUCAAUUAGAUUCAAAUUAAUAAUAUAUUUUUGGUAGAUGGGAAGACUUAUCAUUUACAAUCUUACUCAAACAUUUAUCUUGUUACUCAAAUUAAGUCAUUGAAGUUUUUGAUGCUCUCAGAGUUAAUUGGACAGAGAUUGCUAAAACACCAAAUGAUACUUAAAGCAUUCUUAAAGAAUCAGUCAUUUAAGAAACAGAUGGAAUGACAUUUUUAAACACUUUGUAAAUUCCAGCUUAUACUGCUAUUAUUGGAUCAACAUAUACUUUAUGUGCUACUGUAUCAUUAACUAAUAAACCAAUUAGAACAUCAAUAUCAUUUACAAUUACAAUUAUCAGUAGUCCAAUGUAAGCGUAUAUUUAAGGUGGAACAAGAACCUAAUCUUUUAAUGAUUUUGCAUUUCUAAAUGGAUUCUGCAGAGAUCCUGAUUUAGAUUAUCCUUGGAAUAAAGAUCCCGAAAUCACUUUUGAAUGGAAAUGUAUAAAUCUGGCUACUAGUGAAAGUUGUACGGAUUCAAAUAAAGAACCUUUAGAAUUAAAUAAGACUGACUAUUCAUAGACAUAUAAACCAAGAGUCUUAGAUCCCUAUUAACCACUUUAAUUUAUUAUGAGAAAUACAAAAAAUACUGUUGUGUUGAUAACUUAAAUUAUUCUUUUGGUUAUUGAAAAUGAUUUACCAAAUAUUUAAGUUAGUUAUCCAUCAGGAUACGAUAGUAGAGAGAUUUUAUUACAUGAAGAACUCAAUUUUACAUUAGCUACAUCAGUUGAUCCUGAUUCUUUAAAGUAUUUCUGUCAAAUUGUAUAUAAUUACAAUAUUGUGGCAUCUUUUACAUUUAAGUUUUUAUAAGUUAAAUUUAGAAUCUGGGAUUAUUGGGAAAAUACUGAAUAAUCUGUUACAGAAAUUUAAAUUAAAAUGGCAGCUAAAGAUGUUUAUCAUUUCAUGCCCUCUAGUGCUUCAGUUAAUUUAUAGUUGAAUAUACCACCGAAUGAUUGUAAAUUUUCUAUAACUCCAUCUUCAGGAAUAUCAAUUGCUGAUCUAUUUGUUUUAUCUGUUUCUAAUUGCUUUGAUUCAUAACUUCCUUUAUAAUAUUAAUUUCAUAUUUAUUCAAGUUAGAAAACAUUAGAUAAUGAUAAUUUAAUAGGUGAAACAAUAAACAAAAAGUCAAUAACGGACAAAUAAUCAAGUCCUUAAUUACAAUUAGUUUUGCCAACUCCUAUAAAUCCUGAUAAUAGUAUUGCAUAUGAAUUAGUACUUGUAGCAAGUAUUUUUGAUAAUAAUAAUGGAAUGAAAAAUUUAACUAAAACAGUUAGAGUGAAUAGUAUUUAUCGAAAAAUAGAGAAUUCAGACUUUUAAUCUAUUUUACUAUAAAUAAAAAGAGCACUUAAAUUAAGUGAUACAAUAAAUGAGUCAUCUCUACCUUCAUUAUUUAUUGGUAGCUAAGAGUUAUCAACUUUAUAUAAUUAAUUACCAUAAGAGAAAAAGUUAUAAAUGAAAAGUAUUCUUAAAGAGAUUUAUGCAAUUUUAUAAUCAUUUUAAGGUAAAAUGACAAGUAAAAUUUUGGAAGAAUCACUUUUAUCAUCAAUAGCAGCUAUUGGUAGAACUGGUAUUAAUUACGAGAUUGAUGGUGCUGAGGUUGUUGAUUUCUAUACGAUUAAAUAGCAAAUAAAAAAGACAGUUAAAUAAUUAAAUAGAUAAAUAAAUGAUUUAGAUUAUUAUUUAAAAUAAAAAUCAAAGUCAGGUGGGUCAACUUCAAAAUUUGAAGAUGCAAUUAAAGCUUUAGACAAUACUUUACUUAAUAGUGGAUAUGUUACUGAUACAUUAUUUAAUGCAAUUAAAUCAAAUUCAUUUUAAGGAGCAGAUGUUACUGAUUCUGAUGUUAAUUUAUUAAAAGAAUAAAUCUAAUAAAUAAAUAAAUUAGUAGCAAUAGCUACAUUAAAGAGAAGUUUAGCAAAUGAAAAGCCUAGAUAAUUUGCUGGUUAAUAAAUGGGUAUGUAGGCUUAUAAAUCAACACCUGCUUAAAUUGUCUCAGUUUUAGGUAAUAAGAUUGUUCCUCUCUUUUUUGGAACUGAUGUUACUGUAGAAGAAGAUAUUAAAGGUUCUGGCAAUAAUGAAAAUUUGAAUUUAGAGGAGGAAGAAGAUGAAAUAAAUUAUGAUGAAUAUCUUUCAAUAUUAAAUGGAACUAAAAGUAAAAAUAAUACAAAUAGCACUAAUACUACAACUUCAACAAAUAGUACAAAUAAUACAAAUACUACAAACAACACCAAUAAUACAAAUGGAAAUAGAAGACUUCUUUAAUUUGUUGAUUGGAUUUAAAAUAAAAAUAAUAUCCAUUAUUUAAGAAACUUAUAAUAAAUAGAUCCAGUUACUGUUAAAUAAUAUGAAGUGAGUAUGUCUAAUUAUGCAACCAGUCCUAAUUUAAAUGAUCCUAAGUUUUCAUCUUAACUUGAAGUUAAUUAGACAACUGAAGUUUCAAAUUCAUCAAAUAUAACUCGUGAUUAAUCCAUAGUCAGUAAUUUUGGUACUAUAUAACCAAAUAUCACAAUGACGGAGAAUGGUUAGAGUUAAGAAAUAAAAAGUUUAGAUGGCUAAACUAUUAAAUUAUCAUUUUAGGCUCCUUCUGAUGUUAAUUCUAAUGCAACAAUGGAAUGUUUCUCAGAAGCUAAAGAUAAAUGGGAAACUGGUACAUGUAAAACUAAGAAAGAUGUAGAUGCUAAAGGUAAUAUUGCUUAUAUUUGUGAUUGUGUUGUAGUUAAUCCAACAACAGUCAUAACAAAAUUGGAUAGUUUUAUCUCAAAUAAGUUAAGUUCAGUAUUUAAUGCUGAUUCUUUUAAUAUCUUCUUGCAAAUUUAGUUUUGGAAAUAUGCAAUUUUCUAUAUUGCUAUUGGAUUUACAGGGGCUUACGUUGCAUUAAUGGUUUUGGGAUUAAAAAAAGAUAAUUAAGAUUUCAUUGAAGAAAUCAGUAAAGAAUUGUAAACAAAUGAAGAUAAUAAUAUUCCUGAUAAUAUAAAGAAUUUGAAGAAAUAAAUAAAUGAUCUUAUAAUUGAAGAGUAAAGUAAUGAAAAUUCGAUGGAAGAUAAAGAUGAAAGAUAACCAGUUGUAAGAAAAGAAGAUAUGAAUAAGUUAGCAUUACUUACAUUAAAAGUAUAAAGUGAUCUAGAGUUGAAAAAAGAUGAAGAAGGUCAUUUAAUUAUUCCUGAAGAAGAGAAUAUUAAUAUAUUGAACUAAAGAGAGAUUCAAAGUUUACAAGUUGAAAGAAAUAGAAAUAAAAUUAAUUUUAAAUAAGUAUAAGAUCAAUUAUAAUAACAUUAACUUUAUAAUGCUGCUACAAGUAAAUAAUAGGGAAAAGCUACAGAAUUACAAAAAGUUAUUAAAAAUGUGUACUCAAUUUAUGAUUUAAAAUAUGAGUAUGGUUAAGAAAUCAAAUUAAAACCAUUAACUUUAAAAGUUCUUUGGGAAGGCAUAUUAGUAAAUAUAUUAACAUAUAUUAAAAUUAGACUCUCCAUAGAAUAUUAUCAAUUUUAAUGUUAUAUGAUGAUGUAAUUAGUAGACCAGCUAGAUUUGCUUUGGUUUAUGCUAAAACAAUAUUAGUAUUAGCAUUAUCAGCAUUAUUUUCUGGUAACAUGGGACCUGUAUAUGGUACAAUGAUAUCAGUUGGAAUCGGUUAAGUUAUUAAUGUAAUUUUAUCUAUAAUAACUGCAACUAUGAAAGCAUCACCAAUACUUAAAUUUUUAGGAAUUUUAUUUACAAUUGCUAUUUCUGGUAUUUGUUGGUUUAUUGUAUUAAUGCUUUCUGCUAGUAUGGAAGAAAUUUAAGUAUUUUUAUUUAUCAUUAAUAUAGGCAAAUUUAUGGGCAAUUUAAUUUGCAUCAACAUAAGUUAUUGAUAUAAUUAUGGUUGAAUUUAUAACUAUUGCAAUAAAACUUAUGUUAUAUCCUUGGGCAAUCAAGGCUCUUCAUGAUCCAGAUUAAAAUGCUUCAAAAAUUCUAGCCAAUUUAUUAUUUAUUGCAGUGGCUUAACCAUAAAUUUCAAAAUUCUUUGAAGUAGAAGAUAAGAAGGAUAAGAAUUUAGAAGCUUGAAAUUUAUAAUAUUAUAAGGA